Messenger RNA from Knipowitschia caucasica, 4590 nucleotides. The record is from the annotation of a GenBank genome assembly. Lineage: Eukaryota; Metazoa; Chordata; Actinopteri; Gobiiformes; Gobiidae.
AUGGAUUUCACGUCGUGCCUGAAGCGGGGAGGCACUGUGCGACAGGAGAACGCCUGCUUGUCUGUGCACGAAGGUCCUUUCAUCUCUAACUUUGACACUGGCUCCUCCCAAAGCCAGAGCCGCCUCUCUGGUCCGCGCCUCGGCGUCCGGAACAAUGUGACGGUCAUGAGCGAGCGCAUUCGCCACCUGGAAGAAGAACUAGUGUCCCAAGCCCAGCUCCUGAAGGAGGUGGAGCUGAGAGCAGACUGCAGCCAGGAGGAAGCGGCCCACAGUGAGAUGGUGCUGCAGUCUCUAACGGAGGAGGUCCAGGCUCUCAGGGACCAGAUGGAGAACAAAACUGCCCUCUGCAAACGAGCUGAACUGCAGAGAAACACAGCCCUGGAAAACGCAGAGAAGCUCAAAGAAGCGUUUUGUCAAUUCAAAGCCACGACUUCGAUUAAACUCAAAAAGCUGCUGGACAGUGAGAACAAACUCAAAGAAAGUGUGAGGAGCUGUAACGUAGAGAAGGAAGAGCUGGUGCUGAGGUGCUCCGUGCUGCAGGAGGAGAGAGAGCGACUGCACCACUCCAUCAGGUCAGUGUCUGCAUCACUCCAUCAGGUCAGUGUCUGCACCACUCCAUCAGGUCAGUGUCUGCACCACUCCAUCAGGUCAGUGUCUGCACCUCUCCAUCAGGUCAGUGUCUGCACCACUCCAUCAGGUCAGUGUCUGCAUCACUCCAUCAGGUCAGUGUCUGCACCACUCCAUCAGGUCAGUGUCUGCACCACUCCGGCAUCAGGUCAGUGUCUGCACCACUCCAUCAGGUCAGUGUCUGCACCACUCCAUCAGGUCAGUGUCUGCACCACUCCAUCAGGUCAGUGUCUGCACCUCUCCAUCAGGUCAGUGUCUGCACCACUCCAUCAGGUCAGUGUCUGCAUCACUCCAUCAGGUCAGUGUCUGCACCACUCCAUCAGGUCAGUGUCUGCAUCACUCCAUCAGGUCAGUGUCUGCAUCACUCCAUCAGGUCAGUGUCUGCAUCACUCCAUCAGGUCAGUGUCUGCACCACUCCAUCAGGUCAGUGUCUGCAUCACUCCAUCAGGUCAGUGUCUGCAUCACUCCAUCAGGUCAGUGUCUGCACCACUCCAUCAGGUCAGUGUCUGCAUCACUCCAUCAGGUCAGUGUCUGCAUCACUCCAUCAGGUCAGUGUCUGCACCACUCCAUCAGGUCAGUGUCUGCAUCACUCCAUCAGGUCAGUGUCUGCAUCACUCCAUCAGUGGUCUUCAGGAGGAGCUGCAGGAGCUGAAGCUGAGCUCCUCAGAGCGCUCUCUGCUGCAGCAGCAGCUGGAGGAGGCGGGCCGCAGGGUCAGUGCCAUGGAGCAGCAGCUGCAGGAGCGAGCGGCCGACUGCAGGGACAUGUCUGCUCUGCACAGGGAGCUGCAGGAGCUGAGGGGGCGGAGCCAGAGCCAGGAGCUGCAGCAGAGCAGAGCACAACUGCAGAGUCUGGAGAGUGUGCUGCAGCUGCUGCACCUGCAGGAGGGUGGGUCUGGGCCACUUUGUGCUCGGCCCUGCAUGCUGCCCCCUCUGGACUACUCAGGAACUGCACACAUGAUGCAACUACAAGCAGGUGAGGGGUACCAGCAGCUGCUGAAGGCCCUCCAGGCUGUAGAGUCUGAGCGGUGCAAACAGCAGCGAGCAGCAGAGAGGCUGCAGGAGCGUCUGGCUCGAGCCCAGGAGGAGGUCUCUUCUCUGCAGAGCUCCAUGGCUCAGAGGGCCUCCCACUACCAGAACCUCCACUGCCAGCUCCUGGACAAAGUCAGCCAGGCCACGGACACUGAGAAAGAGUUGAAGAGGAAGAGCGCUCGUGUGGCUGCUCUGGAGAAGCAGCUCCAGGAGAAGACCUCGGCCUACAGCCAGGCCGCCCUGAGGAACACCGAGCUGGAGAAGACACUGCAGGAAAAGAGCAGUACAGUGGAGCACUAUCAGACCCUGAUGGGCAAAAAGCAGCGUGAAUACCAACAGUCCCUGGACAAGUGUAAGAAGACGAACGCACACACAUCGAUGGAGCAGCAGCACAGAAUGGACCUGUUGGAGACAUCUGUGAAAGAAGCUCAGAUGCGUCUGUUGGAGAUGGAGGAACUGUUUGCUUCUGUGCAGACGGAGCGGGACGAGGCUCAGAACAUGGCUCUUCUUCUCCAGAGCAGCGUGGACAGACUCACUCAGGAGAAGGAGCAAGAAGAAAAGCACUGUCAGGAGCUGCAGCAGAGAUUAGCAGAGGAAUCCACUCAGUCUAAGGCCAAGAUGUCAGAGCUUCAGUCGUCUCUUUCCACUUGUGAAAACCAGCUCAGUGUGAAUCUGCAGAAUAUGGAGGAGACACACAGGAGAUAUGACGCACAACUGCAAAAGAGCAACGCCCUGGUGGCCUCUCUGCAGGAGAAGCUGCACAGCACAGCGCUGGUUUGUCACACGGCCUCUGAACACAACACGCAGCUGCAGCAGUCUCUGGAGCAGAGCCAGGCCAUGCUCAGUGAAGGAAGCACCAGGAUCUCUGAGCUGGAGGACAGUCAGAGCCAGCUGCAGAAACAGGUGUCGGCGCUGGAGCAGCAGCUGGAGCGAACCCGGGCCUCUCUCCAGGACACUGCCCUCAGCCGGGAGCGGGACGUCCUGCAGAGAGACAAGAGCCUGGAGGAGCUGCAGCAGGAGAACACACAGAUCAAACUCUCCGUCAGCCAUCUGUCCACAGAGAUGACCAAGUACAAAGUGGAGCUGGUGUCGAAGGAGUCUGAGCUGAAGCAUCUGCAAAAGGACGUGUCCCAGAAGGCGUCCCAGAUCAGCCUCCUGGAGGAGAGUUUGCAGAGGGUCAAGGCUCUGCUGGAGACCAAGGCUGACAGGGUGUUGGAUCUGGAGGAGACGCUGCACCGCUGCGAGGCAGACCAGCUGCUCUGCAGACAGAGGGCUCAGGCUCUGGAGGAGCAGCUCCAGGGCGUCAGGGCAGAGCUGGGAGACACGCUGCAGCAGCUGCAGCAGCUGAAGGAGCUGCUGCUGAAGACUCAGACCACAGCAGAUGAGAGGCAGGCCUCAGUGGACCGGCUCAGUCUGGAGCUCAGAGAGUGCCGACAGGAGCUGGAGGAGAGGACACAUGAGGUCCUGGACAUGGACAAUGCCCUGAAGGAAAGACAGGGGGAGCUGCAGCAGAGGGCCCAGCUGUUGGGACAGUUGGACGUGGCGAUCCGCGAGCACAAGCUAGAGAUGCAGAAGAAGACGGACUCGUUACAGCAGAGACUGGAGGCCACAGAGCAGCAGCUCCGAGAGGCUCAGGGGCGGCUGGCUGAGAGGGACCACCAGGAGUCGGCUCAGCUGGUGUCCUGUCAGCACAGACUGGAAGCUGCUCUGGUAGAAUCUAAAACCUCUCUGCAGAGAUGUGAGGCCCUGAACUCAGAGCUGGACAUCAUUCGACAGCGGAGCCAUAACACGGAGGAGGAGCUGAGUCGCACCGAGGAGGAGCUGGCCCUGAAGGAGGCGCACUGGCUCCACACCGAGGCCACACUGAAGGAGACUGUGAGCCGGCUGCACCAGGAGCUGGAGCUGGAGAGAGAGCAGCACAACAAGGAGCUGGAGUCCCUGCAGCAAACCAGAGGACAGCUCCUCAAAGUCUCAGAGCAGAUGUCGACCACCAUGAAGUCCUCUCAGGAACAACUGACCUCCAAGCUCCAGCUCUGUCAGGACCAGCUAGACCAGAGCCACAGAGACCUGCUCCAGACCAGGACCCAGCUGGAGCAGAGCCACAGAGACCUGCUCCAGACCAGGACCCAGCUGGAGCAGAGCCACAGAGACCUGCUCCAGACCAGGACCCAGCUGGACCAGAGCCACAGAGACCUGCUCCAGACCAGGACCCAGCUGGACCAGAGCCUUGUGGAGCUUGAGGAGGUCAGGGGGCGGUAUGAGGAAACCAGGACCCAGAAUACACAGCUGCAGGUCCAGUUGGAGCAGGUCUCGGCCCGGUCCCAGGAGCUCCAGCAGCAGCUCUCAGCCUCGCAUCAGUCCAUGGAGUCGUCCCACCACUCUCUGCUCAUCAAGGAGUCUGAAGUGACCCGUCUCCUGGGUAAAAUCUCCAGCCUGGAACGCGCCGCAGACCGCCAGCACCUCCCUCAGACCUCCCCCUCUCUCCCCCCUUCCUCCCCCAUCCCUCACCCCCACCCUCACCCCUCCAUGACAGACAACAGAAAGGUGUCAGACUGGUUACACAGCAGCAGCAGCAGAGACACCACCAUGGCCUCGUCCCUGGACCUCCCGCCCGCUUUGAAAGACGCUCUGAGAGACGCUUUAGCCGAACCCUCGUGGAACUCCUCUUCCUCGUUCCCGGAGAGCGCCGUGGACCAGAGCUGGCAGGGUCUGGCCUCCGCGGACGCCACAGUCGUCUCGGACCGGUCCUUCAACCCUCUCACGUACAUGCUGGACCAGGGGCAGAGAGACGUGGGCCGGCGGGAGUCCAGGGGAACGCCGGUGCUCCCUGUACGUGACGAGGCAGAUCUGAGCUCGCUGACCGGGAUGCUGAGGUUCGUCAAUCAGACUCUGGCCAUGCAGGAGGACCAGGAGGAGACCAGCGGGAAAACGUGA